Gambusia affinis (western mosquitofish) is the source of this 1821-nucleotide messenger RNA. RefSeq names its product uveal autoantigen with coiled-coil domains and ankyrin repeats-like. Bases 20 to 1318 code for a protein of 432 amino acids. The transcript is spliced from 2 exons. The record is from RefSeq and is a predicted model, not a curated record. NCBI's taxonomy places the organism in Eukaryota, Metazoa, Chordata, Actinopteri, Cyprinodontiformes, Poeciliidae.
ACUGUCUCAAAUUAGACUGAUGCCCAGAGAUGAACUGGUUACAUUGCUUGUAGAUUUUCUACAACGGUUAAAAGAAAAAUCAGCAAUUUUGAUCAAGGAAGACAUACUGGAGCAGGACCUGGAAAAAGCCCAAGAACAAAUUGACCUUUUAAACGAGAAAGUUGAUUCGUUGACUAAAGAUUUACAGAUUUCUCACAGGCACAACAGAUAUUUGAACAAUGAAAAAAUACCUAAAUUAAAACUAGAGAUAGAGACCUGGACUUCCCACAGAAAUCAGUUGUUAGCUGAGGUGAAGUCCUAUCAAAGUAAGGUAAAAGAUUUACAAAACUCUUUGAAAAACCAGGAGAGGGACUACAAACUUCAGAUUGAAAAGAUUGUAGAAGAAAAAAGGCAAGUGACGUCACAAUUCACAGCAUAUAGACUUAAGACAGAAAAGAAUGAACAUGAAAUUAAAAGACUUGAAAUCGAAUUGUCCAAGAAAGUCAACGAGAUCGGCUUGAAGAACAAUGAAAUUCAGAAAGAAAAAGAGAAGUCCAAACUUCUUGAGACCUCUAUCAGAGAACUAGAAAAGAAACUGAUAGAGGAAGAAAAUGAAAACAAAAAUCUGACGAAGAAACUGGCAAAAACUCCAAGGGAUGAAGCCAUUGAAAGGACAAGGAUCGCGUUUGAAGCCAGACUUGAUUUUGACGCCUUCGCUAAGGAAAAGCAGCGAAGCAGGAUGUUACAGGAAUGCCUAACAAAAAAAGAUCGGCAGCUCAAUGAGCUCUUGGAGGAGCAGGCAAAGAGACGACCCUCGCCCUCCAAGGUAAAGACAGAGGCUGAGACAGAAAAAAAAAGGUUUGAACCAACUGCGGCGGAUUGGAGACAGGUUAAAAGAGACAACGUGGCUUUAAAUGCCGAGAUAAAAGUACAUAUGGAGAACAGGCAGAAAGACCAACAGCAAAUAAAACAACUAACUGAGCAAUUGUCAGAGGUCAAAAGAGAGAUGCUGUUCAAGAGAAUUGAACAAGCGGAUCUGAAGAAAUCCUUAAAUAAGAAAAAAGAAGACAUUGCUGUGGUGAGACCAGAUGUUGAAAACAACAUGAAGGCACCGACUGAAAAUAGCGAAAUUCGAUAUUUACCACCAGUUGUUUCCAACCUCGAGCCACCCAAACCAAAGUUAUCUUCCAAUCGAAGAACUUUGCGUUUGGGUGAAGGCAAAUUAUUGCCAGAUUUUAAAGACAAUUUAACUACACAACGUAAGCCACAACCCCCUAGCCAAGGAAAGCCUGGAAGACCUCCAUUUAUAGCGGGAGGCAGGACGGGGUGGAAAAUCUAACCGGAAAAAAUAGCGGUCAACCUGGUGGGAGAGGAGAACGUUAAAGUUCCCUCAUUAGAGGUUGAAGGCAACAAAAUAUCGUGAGAUGCGUUUGUGAACGUCGCAUACAAGAGGCGUAUACACCUUGGGGCUGGGCUUUAACCCAUGGAGCCCAGCAGGGCACAGCUGAAGAGGAGACAGGAUUCCCCAGCAGAAGGUGGGGACCUUGGUGAUCUGAUCCUGGGCUACAGAUGCUCCCUGUACUUCCAGAGUCUGGUCCUCAUUGCUGGCAGCAACUCGGGCUCGUUUCCAGUGAGAGCUGGACUCCGCCAAGGCUUUUGUCACUAAUUCUAUUCAAUACUUUUAUUGACAGAAUUUGUAGGCACAGCCAAGGCGUUGAGGGGAUUCGAUUUGGUGGCCUUAGGAUCGCAUCUCUGCUUUUUGCAGAAGAUGUGGUCCUACUGCCUUCAUCAGGUCGUGAUCUACAGCUUUCACUGGAGCGAUUCGCAGCCGAGUGUGAAGCA